AUGGACAGUGUUUUAUCACCAUGGCAGCAAAGUGUAGAAGAUUGUAUCAACACUAUAUACCUUCUCUUCUCCGCCUACCUUGUCUUCAUCAUGCAGCUCGGCUUCGCUAUGCUCUGCGCUGGCUCAGUCCGAGCCAAAAACGCAAUGAACAUAAUGCUCACCAACGUCGUCGACGCUGUUGUCGGUAGUCUCUCUUUUUACCUUUUUGGCUUCGCUUUUGCUUUCGGUUCAGACUUCACCACCAACCCUUUCAUUGGCUCAACUUAUUUCGCUCUCAACAACGUACCCAACUCCUCUUACGAUUACAGCUUCUUCCUUUUCCAAUGGGCAUUCGCCAUUGCUGUGGCCGGUAUCACAAGUGGCUCCAUUGCUGAGAGAACCCAAUUCAGUGCUUACCUUGUCUUCUCCUUCUUCCUCUCUGGCUUUGUCUACCCAGUUGUAGUCCACUGGCUCUGGUCAACCCACGGCUGGCUCAGCCCGAGUUCCACCACCGGCUUACUUUUUGGUUCCGGUGCAAUCGAUUUUGCUGGAAGUGGCGUCGUUCAUUUGGUCGGUGGAGUCGCGGGUCUAUGGGGUUCCCUUGUUGAAGGCCCGCGGGUAGGUAGAUUCGACGCUUUUGGUCACCCCGUACCAAUGAGAGGUCAUAACGCCACACUUGUGGUUUUGGGUACCUUUUUGUUGUGGUUUGGGUGGUUCGGGUUCAACCCUGGUUCAUUUGAAAAGAUUUUAGUGGCUUAUCCAACCACUACUGACCAAGGUAACUGGACCGGAAUUGGCCGUGCAGCGGUUGUGACCACCCUUUCUGGUUCGACCGCCGGGAUUGUUACUCUGUUCGGGCGGCGGUUGUUGGUGGGUCACUGGAAUACUUUAGAUGUUUGCAAUGGAGUGCUUGGUGGCUUUGUCGCCAUCACAUCUGGCUGCGCAGUGGUGGAGCCAUGGGCCGGUGUGGUUUGUGGGUUUUUUGCAGCUUGGGUUUUAAUUGGGCUCAACAUUCUGGCCCUGAAGUUGCAAUAUGACGAUCCAUUAGAAGCGGCCCAAUUACAUGGAGGGUGUGGUGCUUGGGGAUUGAUAUUCACUGGGCUGUUUGCAAAGGAGGAGUUUGUCAUUCAAGCUUACGAUUCGGGAAAGAGUGGUGUGGUCAGGUCCUAUGGUGUCCUGAUGGGUGGAGGAUGGGGUCUGUUUGGAGCUCAAGUUGUCGAGCUUUUUGCGAUUGUGGGCUGGGUUAGUGUGACCAUGGGACCACUUUUCUAUAUUCUGCAUAAGCUUAGACUUUUGAGGAUCACUGUGGAUGAAGAAGUUGCUGGCUUAGAUAUCUCCAGCCAUGGAGGCUAUGCCUAUACUCAAACAGAAGAAAGCAAUGGUCGCUUCUACACAGAUUAUGUACGCAUGCAGAAUGAACAAUCUUGACCCUGUAUUUAUUGAUUUGUGUACAUAUAAUUAGCUUCUAGUAUCAUAUUACAACUCAAUUUGUUACUGAUGGAAGGCCGAAGGAGUUGAGCUACUUAUCAAUGAUAGUACGCCUCAAUGAGAAACUAAUAUAUGUGCACUUACCUUGGAAGGCAAGGUACCAGGUACCUAACAGAAAAACAUGUACCUUAACAAAAAUCAAUGGUGAUUUGACAAUAGCAAGCAAUGAAAGAUAUUAACAGGUGCAUGCAUGUAUACUAAAGAAAAAAACUUAGACAAGGAGAUAUAGCAGAGUAGAAAGUUGAAGCUUGAACUAUAUUUCAUCGCCAUAUUUAGGUUAAAUGUGAAACCAUAAACCAGCACCCGGACCAAUAAAAAAAAUGGCCAUAAUAAGGCAUUAUAUAUCCUAAUUCUUAGGACAUUUACAUAACCAAGGCCAGCAGAAAAUGCAGUUCAAAAUGUCUCGAAGGAAUUUACAAGUUACAACCAUGAUUGUUAUGUACAGAGUAUAUAGGCAACAUGCGGCUCACCGAACAUGAGCAUCGUAGGGAAUAUAUAUAGGAUCUGGAACAACAAGUGGCAGUCUAUCAAUGUACAUAAAUAACCUUUUGCGGUCCUCCCUCAAAAUCGUUGAUAAAUCAAUAGCAUCUGACUUUUCUGUGAAGACCCAAAGAUCUCCUGAAUCUACUCUCUUGAGGCUGUCCCUGCAGAAGGGGCAAGAUUGGGACCGUCCACGCCUAAAAGUAACAUGAAAAUUAUCAUUUAGUCCCAUUACAUAUAAGAAAGAAAGAAAGAAAAACAGCAGAAGAAACUAAACAUGCAUGUGUCAACAACAAGCAACACUUUUUGCUGAGAGUGAGGGGGUAAGCAAUGAAGUAAUAAUGCUUUGUGCAGGUACUGCCAUCUUUAUUCAUGGGAAAUACAUUACAGUUACACAUAUCUACUUUGGUAAAUUGUGUUGCCACAGAAGAAAUAUUAUUUAGGGACAAAGAAAAAAUUUCAAAGCUACGAAUAUGUAUUUAUAGAUUUUGUAAAGUUCCCUUAGUGUCAGCUAAGAUAAUUAACAAAAUGAUUUUGUUAACACAUUCAGGAGGGCUCAACUUACAACCCUCACUUCAUUGCACCCAUAAAAGUGAGCCCAUGGUGCAUUAUGCUUUUUCUAUGUUCUUAGUUUGUAGAGAACAACCGGUACUUGAAAGAAGUAAAGGAAAAGCAAGAACUUACCAAUCACGAUAACAUUUUAAACACAUUGAAUGGCUGCAGUUGGGCAAUACAAAUUUUUUGUUCACCUCCAUGCAAAUCCCACAUUCUUCUUCUCUCUCUUUGUCAGCCUCAGACAGCUUACCCUUCUCCAACUCAUCUCUUCUUUUGUAUCUAACAUUGCAUACCUCUUUCUGUUUCCUGUCCUCCAAAUCAGUAAUGCCCUUCUGAAGUUGCAACAGAGAAGGAAAUAUAAUAGC
Molecule: messenger RNA, 2867 nt
Organism: Cannabis sativa
Lineage: Eukaryota; Viridiplantae; Streptophyta; Magnoliopsida; Rosales; Cannabaceae
Product: ammonium transporter 1 member 3
Exons: 1
Coding region: 1-1407 (468 amino acids)
Biological process (GO): ammonium homeostasis; ammonium transmembrane transport
Cellular component (GO): membrane
Molecular function (GO): ammonium channel activity
Source: RefSeq, a predicted model, not a curated record